Molecule: messenger RNA, 1068 nt
Organism: Ctenocephalides felis (cat flea)
Lineage: Eukaryota; Metazoa; Arthropoda; Insecta; Siphonaptera; Pulicidae
Product: zinc finger protein 525-like
Exons: 2
Coding region: 1-1068 (355 amino acids)
Biological process (GO): regulation of transcription by RNA polymerase II
Molecular function (GO): RNA polymerase II cis-regulatory region sequence-specific DNA binding; DNA-binding transcription factor activity
Source: RefSeq, a predicted model, not a curated record
AUGUUCGAAGAAACAAUUUCAAACCCAAUAAUUAAAACUGAACCAAAGGAAUAUUCUCCAGUUAAACAAGAACUUGAUGAUUAUGACAUCACUCCAGAAACAUAUUUAGAAAACGAGGGAUCAUACACAGAAAACGAAGAAAUAAAUCAACAGCGAUUUUUAAACUCUGAUGACACUAUAGAUAAAGAAAUCAAGAAAGAAACAAUUGAUGAUCAAGAUGAAGCUCGUUUCGAUGAGAAUUCUUACACGGGAAAUGAAGAAAUAUGUCUACAGCGAUUUUUAAAAUCUGGAGUAACAAUUGAUGAAGAAGUUAAGCAUGAACCGAUUGAUGAGCAUGUUGCAGACACCAGUAAAAACAAAAAUAUUGAUAAUGUCGGUAAGUCAAGUGAUUUAGUGGAUAAUAUAAAUGAAUGCAAUAAAUCAUUUAAAAAAGUUUUAGGAAAACGUAAAACUACCCUAAAUGUGAAACAACCCUUGAAAUGUAAAAUUUGCAAUAAACAUUUUUCAACAAUUAGCACCUUACGUCGACAUAAAAUGAUUCAUACAGGAGAACGUCCUUACAAAUGUGAAACCUGUAAUAAAGCAUUUAUAACAAAUCAUGAAUUAAUUCAACAUAAAAGGAAUCAUACAGGAGAACGUCCUUACAAAUGCAAAAUAUGUAAUAAAGCAUUCAUAGCAAAAGAAACAUUAAACCGACAUUUAAUGAUUCAUACUGGAGAACGACCACAUAAAUGCUUAAUAUGCAGUAAAGCAUUUACAACACACAGCAAAUUGAAACAACAUUAUUUUGUCCAUACUAAAGAAAGUAAACAUAAAUGUGCAGUAUGUAAAAAAACAUUCGCAAAUAAACAAAAUUUAAAUCACCAUGAAAUGAUCCACACUGGUGAGCUUCCUCAUAAGUGUGCAUUAUGCAAUAAAUCAUUCACAAUUAAAGAAAUAUUAAACCGACAUCUAAUGAUUCAUACUGGAGAACGACCACAUAAAUGCAAGAUAUGCAAUAAAGCAUUCAAAUUAAAACAACAUUUAAAACAACAUGAAUUUAUCCACACGAGAGAAAGCAAUCAUUAA